This is a messenger RNA of Oncorhynchus kisutch (coho salmon), 1606 nucleotides long. RefSeq names its product splicing factor YJU2. Gene Ontology annotation, biological process: mRNA splicing, via spliceosome. Lineage: Eukaryota; Metazoa; Chordata; Actinopteri; Salmoniformes; Salmonidae. The transcript has 8 exons. The record is from RefSeq and is a predicted model, not a curated record. The coding region runs from base 108 to 1139 and encodes 343 amino acids. Gene Ontology annotation, cellular component: U2-type catalytic step 1 spliceosome.
CGGAAGUGAUUUUCUGCUCUUCUCAGAGAUCGCAUUACAAGCAAGCUAGCUGUCACAGUUUAUCCUUCCAUUUCGUCGCUAAAGUUAGGUUUUAUUUCACAUUAAGAAUGUCAGAAAGAAAAGUUUUAAACAAAUACUACCCGCCAGACUUCGACCCGGCUAAAAUACCCAAACUCAAGCUCCCUAAAGACAGGCAGUAUGUGGUCCGGCUGAUGGCUCCCUUCAAUAUGAGGUGUAAGACUUGUGGGGAGUACAUUUACAAGGGGAAGAAGUUCAACGCCCGUAAGGAGACUGUGAUGAAUGAGCUCUACAUGGGACUGCCCAUCUUCCGCUUCUACAUCAAGUGUACACGAUGCCUGGCCGAGAUCACCUUUAAGACUGAUCCGGAGAACACAGACUAUGCCAUGGAACACGGUGCCACAAGGAACUUCCAGGCGGAGAAACUUCUAGAGGAGGAGGAGAAGAAGAUAACUAAGGACAGAGAGGAGGAAGAGUUGAACAACCCUAUGAAGGUGUUGGAGAACCGUACGCGGGACUCUAAGAUGGAGAUGGAGGUUCUGGAGAAUCUUCAGGAGCUCAAGGAGUUGAACCAGAGACAGGCUUCGGUGGACUUCGAAGGAAUGCUGGGAACAUACAAAGAGCUGGAGCAGAGGACCAAAGAGCAGGAGAAGGAGGAGGACGAGAGGGAGACACGGGAGAUGCUAGAGAGAGCUCUAGUGAAGAGGUUAAGAGACUCCGACUCUGACUCAGACCAGGACGGCGAGAGCAGCAGCAGACCAAAGAAACCCAGCACAGACAGACCUACUGACAUCCUCACCACAGACAGACUCACUGACCCACAGGGCCUGUCAGUGGGGGGGGUGAAGAAGGCCAAGGUGGAGAGCUGGGAGAGAAGUGUGGGGGGGCUGGGAGGUGGAGGGGCACUGGGAUCACUGGUGGUGAGAAAGAAACCAGCGACCUCUGUCCCUAAACCUGAUACCAUAGUAACUCCUGCAGGCUCUAACACACAGACAGUUUCAAAGGCAGCUGCUAUUGUACCGACGGCGGCUACUAAGCCAAUCACAGCACAGAAUGGGUCGUCGUCGCUCAGCCUCCUGGGGGCGUAUUCCGACAGUGAUGACAGCAACAACAGUGAAUGAGAGAGAGGCUGGCGACGCUUUGGCUAAUCAAAAGGCUCAGUCUGUCUGAACUUUGUGAUAUGGAAAUGUGUUGAUAUGAUGUUGGGCCAUUCACCUGUUCCACACAACCCAAAACGGUUUGGGAUUUUCAAGAUCACAACACAAGGAUGGUUAUUAGGUGUAACAAAGGGGUAAGCAAUUUGAUUCCUGUGAUGAUUUAAAACUGCUGUAGUUGUUUUGGAGUCAAUAGUUAGCGGCCUGAAUUUUAUCAUCCUGCUUUGUGACCCUUACCCCCAAUGUAAUUAGUUUUCACCUGUGAUUUUAGAAAAUAUAUUUUGAAAUGUUCAUCUACCAACUACCCUCCAACUUUGUAAAGGUGUAAGUCAUGUUUUGACUUUUCAUUAAAUACUUAUUUUCUUUUGUGCCCUACCCAAUCUGAAUACAAUGUCUGACUUUUCUGGAGUCAUUAAAAUGUACUUUAGGUCCUA